CUGGCAGUGGCUGCUGAUUGCCUUGUGUAUCUGGGGAGGGCGGUGACGUCACCUGCUGUCUGAUUCCCAAAGAGACACAGAUCCUGGCGCUGCUGCACCUGUGCCGCCUGCUGCCUGACACUGUGCCCACCCGGCUAUGCCCGCAUCCCUGCCAGCCUGAGCUGCUUCUCAUCAUGACCAGAGGGAGACUGCAGCAGCCGCAGACAGAGGAGAGCAGGGGCUGCCCCCAUGCCUGAGGCCUCAUCGUACACAAAGGCAGCAGUCAGCUGAGCUCAGCCAUCAUCAUCAUCAUUCUUACCAGGAGAGGGGGUGAUGCCAGGGAGCCUGCCCUGAGAGCUUCUGAGUGACGGUCAUCUGAGUGAUCCACAAUGGCAGUGCUACGGCAGCUGUGGCUCCUUCUAUGGAAGAAUUACGUCUUACAGAAGCGUCAGGUCCUGGUGACGGUGAUUGAGUUGGCGCUGCCGCUUCUGUUUUCUGUUAUCCUUAUUGCAUUGAGGCAUAGGGUUGAGUCGGUGAACCACCCCAAUGCUAAAAUAUACGAGAACAUAGGCUUUCUCAACUUGCCCAGUAUCUUUCGGAAUACGGGGCCUUGGGAGUUAGCAUAUGUUCCGUCCAAUAGUAAUGUCGUGCGGGAAAUUGUGGGAAAAGUGGAGAAGAAGCUGGCCAUUGAUAUCCAUGCCCGAGGAUUUCCCACAGAAGGAGAUUUUGAGAAGUUUAUAAGACAUGGCAACCAGUCGGGCCAAGUGCUGGCAGCCUUAGUCUUCGACCAUGCUUUUAAUAACACCGAUGAUCCAUUACCAUUACAGGUCCGCUACAAGUUGCGAUUUAAGUACAGCCCUCGCAAUGUUCCAAUAUCUGAGCAGUCUGGACUUAACCCAAAUGUGGACCGGAACUGGCACACAAGAUACUUAUAUCCGCUCUUCCAGCUUCCAGGUCCUCGCGAAGAAAAUGAUUCUACCGGAGGCACACCAGGAUACUUCAGAGAGGCCUUUCUGGCAGUGCAGCACCAUGUGGAUCGGGAAAUCAUUUACUACCAUGCCAAUGAAACAGGACGGGCCCUCUUGGAAAACAUUGAUGUCUCCCUCCGACGGUUUCCCUUCCCACCUUACGUCAAUGACCUCUUCAUCCUGGCUAUCCAGAAUCAGCUUCCUCUGCUUAUCAUGCUCAGCUUCACCUAUACCUCCCUGAGCAUUGUACGGGCGUUGGUCCUGGAGAAAGAGCGGAAGCUGAAGGAGUACAUGCGUGUGAUGGGACUGAAGUCCUGGCUUCACUCGACUGCCUGGUUCAUCCAUUUCUUCCUAUUACUUUUGGUGUCCAUAUUUUUCGUCACUCUACUUCUCUGUGUUCAGACCAGUGACAAGGGGGCAGUGCUCACUCGGAGUGACCCCACUGUGGUCUUUGUCUAUCUCCUGGUUUUUGCAGUGUCCACCAUCUCCUUCAGUUUUAUGAUCAGCAGCUUCUUCUCACGAGCAAAUGUGGCAGCAGCUGCCGGUGGUUUCCUGUAUUUCUUCUCCUACAUCCCGUACUUUUUCAUUUCCCCCCGUUACGACAGGAUAACUCAUAGCGAGAAGCUGGCAUCUUGUCUCAUUUCCAACGUGGGCAUGGCCAUGGGCGCUCAACUUAUCGGCAUGUUUGAGGGCAAAGGUACAGGAACUCAGUGGUCAAACCUGCUAACCCCAGUCAGUGUGGAUGACAACUUCACUCUGGGUCAAGUCAUGGGAAUGCUGCUGGUGGAUUCUGUGGUGUACUCAGUCAUCGGGUGGUAUGUGGAGUCUAUUAUGCCUGGAGACUAUGGAGUUCCCCAACCCUGGUACUUCUGCUUUCUGCCUUCGUAUUGGUGCGGGACUGCUAGAGAUGCAGAAUUCCUAGAAAAGGAAGAUGAUGAAGAUCCUGAAAAAGCCUUGAGAGGGGAGUACUUGGAAGAAGAACCCGCAGACCUGACACCGGGCGUUCGUAUUAAACAUUUAACGAAGGCAUUCCGUGUGAACGGUAAGAGGCGUGUUGCAGUGCGGGAUCUCACACUUAACAUGUAUGAAGGACAGGUUACUGUAUUACUAGGGCACAAUGGAGCCGGCAAGAGUACUACCUUAUCUAUGCUGACAGGCCUUCUUCCCCCAUCUUCUGGUGAAUGCUACAUUGGAGGGUAUGAGAUUUCUCGAGACACCUCUCUUAUCAGGCACAAUCUUGGACUUUGUCCUCAACACGACGUCUUAUUCCAGGGUCUUACUGUGGAGGAGCACCUAUAUUUUUACGCAGCGCUGAAAGGAUGUCCCCAUUGGCGCUGCCCAGAAGAGGUGAACAAGAUUUUGGAAAUCCUAAGAAUUGAGGAGAAACGUAAAGCAUUGAGCACCCAGCUGUCAGGAGGAACCUGCCGAAAACUCUCCAUUGGGAUUGCCUUAAUAGGAGGGUCCAAGGUUGUCAUGUUAGAUGAGCCUACAUCUGGAAUGGACCCAGCCUCUCGUAGGGACACAUGGGAGCUUUUACGGCAGCACAAACAUGACCGCACCCUCCUCCUCACCACACAUUUCAUGGACGAAGCUGAUAUUCUAGGAGAUCGAGUUGCCAUUCUUGCCCAGGGACAGCUGCAAUGCUGCGGUUCUCCUCUCUUCCUCAAAGGCAAAUAUGGUGCUGGGUACCAUAUGGUGAUCGUGAAGCAGCCGCACUGCCAAGUGGAAGAAAUCACAGACCUUGUUACCAGCUAUGUCCCCAAUGCCACUAUGGAGAGUAAUGCCGGGGCAGAACUUUCUUACGUUUUGCCCAAAGAGAGUACCCACAGGUUUGAGCCGCUGUUCUCUGAGCUGGAGCUUCGUCGUGAGGAGUUGGGUAUCGCCAGUUAUGGAGCGUCGGUCACCACUAUGGAGGAAGUCUUUUUAAGGGUAGGGAAGUUAGUAGACAGCACUCUGGACAUACAGGCGAUACAGCUGCCGGCUCUUCAGUAUCAGCAUGAGCGACGGGCGCAUGACUGGUCUACGGAGGAGUCCUGCUCUAUGAGUGACUGCACAGAGGACAGCGGCACCCUGAUCACUGAGGACUGCUCCAGUAUCAAGCUGAAUGGAGGGUGUUCCCUCUGGUGCCAGCAGUUCUACGCCCUUUUUGUAAAGCGAGCUUCUUAUAGCUGGAGAAACUGGAAGAUCGUUGUGGGGCAGUUCUUGGUGCCCUUGGUGUUCACCACCUUGGCCCUGGUUGUAGGAAAAACGUUCCCUGGACCUCAAGACUCCCCACCGCUGGAGCUAAACUUGGCACCAUACGGGCGUACAGCAGUGCCGUACUCGGUGCCACCUAAUGCUUCACUCCUACUGCAGACCCUGGCGGAGAACUUCCGACUCCAGUUGGAUGAGAAGCACGCCGAGCCCCAGGAAGUGAUGGGUGACCUUGAUGAAUAUCUUCUGGAGAAAGCAACCGACGAGGGCGCCCUGUUUGCUGAACACUGCUUGUGUGCCGCAGAGAUCCUAAGUGUCGGCACGCGCUACAAUGUCACCGGCCGCUUCAAUAACCAGGCCUACCACACGGUGGCUGUUGCCCUGGCACUGGCUGAUAACACCCUGCUCAGACUGGUGGCUGGUGCCAAUGCUUCUAUUACAGUAACAAACCACCCGCAACCACGAAACACCACUGAGACCGCUCGGGAUCAGCUUCUUGAAGGUCAGACAGGAUUUGCCAUUGCUGUUAAUCUUCUAUACGGAAUGGCCUCCCUGGCUAGCACGUUCUCCUUGUUACUUGUUGGGGAGAGGGCAGUGAAGUCUAAGCACGUGCAGUUUGUGAGCGGAGCGUCGUCCUUCAGUUACUGGCUGUCAGCGCUCACCUGGGAUUUACUUAACUUCCUUAUCCCAUGUGCGUUCAUGCUGGUGGUGUUCCAGGCCUUCGGCGUGCGCGCGUAUACGGACGAUCACCACCUGGUGGACGUGAUGCUGAUGUUACUCCUGUACGGCUGGGCCGUUAUUCCCCUUAUGUACCUGUUCAGCUUUCUCUUCACCUCCACUGCCACCGCCUACACCCGCCUCACUAUCUUCAACAUUCUGUCGGGCACUGCCAGCUUCUUAUCAGUCACUAUCAUGAGCAUUCCAGCCCUGGGCUUAGUGGACCUUUCUCACACCCUGGACCUUGUAUUCUUAGUGCUCCCAAAUUAUUGCUUGGGGCGAUCGUUCAGCGACUUCUACCAAAACUACCACUUCCUGGAAUUCUGCACUUCUUUUUUACCGCUUUCCGACAUUGUCUGCAAGAAACUGAAUAUCACCUAUCAAACCAACUAUUACUCCUUCUCUGCGCCAGGAGUGGGGCGCUACCUGACAUCCAUGGCCGUUCAGGGCUUGACCUUCCUUUGCCUUCUCUUUAUUAUCGAGAGCCAAGUCCUCUGCCAGCUGUUUCGGUGCAGACGCCAGAGCUGGUCUUCACUGCCGGAGUCUCCAGUGGGUCCUUCGGAGGACCGGGACGUGGCCGAUGAGAGGAAGAAGGUGUUGGAGUCUCCAGUGGAGCAGCUGUCUGGACUUGGUAGCCCGUUGGUCAUCCGAGAACUCAGCAAGGUCUAUGGCCGCCGGGCUCUACUUCUCGCGGUGGACCGCAUAUCUCUGGCUGUGGGUCGUGAAGAAUGCUUUGGUUUGCUUGGUUUUAAUGGAGCUGGUAAGACCACCACAUUCCGAAUGCUGACAGGAGACGAAAGCGUCAGCUCUGGGGACGCCUACAUCGAUGGCUACAGCAUCCUGCAGAACACAAAGAAGGCCCAGCAGCGGAUCGGCUAUUGUCCACAGUUUGACCCCUUACUGGAGCAUAUGACUGGCCGAGAAACCCUGUGCAUGUAUGCUCGUCUGCGGGGGGUCCCUGAGAUGUACAUCAAUAGCUGUGUAGAGAACAUGCUGCGGGGGCUCCUCCUGGAAGCUCAUGCUAAUAAACUAGUGAGGGCAUACAGUGGAGGAAACAAGAGGAAGCUCAGUGCCGGAAUUGCUUUGAUUGGUGGUCCGCCAGUCAUCUUCAUGGAUGAACCAUCUACUGGAAUGGACCCAGUGGCUCGGAGAUUACUGUGGGAUGCAGUGACCAGAACACGAGAGAGCGGGAAGGCUGUGAUCAUUACUUCACAUAGCAUGGAGGAGUGUGAAGCUCUCUGCACGCGACUCGCCAUCAUGGUAAAUGGUCAGCUCAAGUGCCUCGGCAGUCCUCAGCACCUGAAAUGCAAAUUUGGUAGUGGAUACACACUACUAGCCAAGACUUCUAGAGGUGGAGAUGAUCUGGUUGCCUUCAAAGAUUUCGUGGAGACAGUCUUCCCAGGUAGCCAGCUUAAACACGAGCACCAGGGUAUGGUCCAUUACCAUAUAACAAACCAGAACCUGAGUUGGGCACAGGUGUUCGGAACCUUAGAAAAAGCCAAAGAGAAGUUUAAUCUUGAGGAUUACUGCGUGAGUCAGAUCUCACUGGAGCAAGUCUUCCUGAGCUUCAGCCAUUUCCAGCAGCCACCCGAGGUGGUCGUGGUAUAGAAGAACUUAGAUACUCCGGAAGAACCACAGAGAUUGCUGUGAGAGAUCUCCAUGGACUGCAGACACUAUGGCGCGGAUGGACUGUCUACUACUGUUCCGUCCACGGUUUGCCCUCCGUACCACUUUCUCCGUCCACGGCUUCUACUUUUGCCGUCUAGCCAGGACUUGCACAUUCCUUAGUAGAAGAGCCAAGAUGUCCACGUCCGUCUAACCAUUUCAUUGUGAGAAAUAUCCGUCCAUAAUGAUCCUGGCCCCAUUGAAUGCUGGACUUUGUAACCAGCUUUAUCCUACGAUGAUGACCAAUCUCCUUCAGUGCCUCCAUCUAAGUUCAUUAUAUGAACAUCAACCUCCUCCCCACUGCAGUGUUUUCCAACCAGGGUUCCUCCAGCUGUUGCAAAACUACAGCUCCCAGCAUGCCCGGACAGCCGAAGGCUGUCCGGGCAUGCUGGGAGUUGUAGUUUUGCAACAGCCAGAGAUCACUACUCUGAUAUUGUGAGUAAUUUUGUAUUCCAAAAAAGUUUUGCAACAGCUGGAGGCACCCUGGUUGGGAAACACUGCUUUUAGACUCUCGUUUUACUUCCGUCCUUCUAGCCUGGGAAUGUCUGCACUGAAAUCUGGAUUUACCACUGACUACUGCACACUAGACAUAUGAGGCACCGAUGGAUCUACUACCUGAUGAUUGUAAGGUCACCCCCCCCCCCUUCCCCCCACCCAAAAUUGUUUUACUGCUGGAAUGGAAUGCAAAUUUUUUUUUUAAAUAAUGGACAUUUAAAGGGAGCUCGAUAUAUAAGGGAAUUAAGGUAUUAAACAAUGGACUUGUCAAUGCAACUGCUGUCUUACCAUUAAGGACUGGUAGCUCUACACCCGCAGUGCCUUCUAGCUCCGCCGAGUGCCCAGACGGCGGUACCAGGAGCUUUAAGGAAUGUCAACUUCAAGCUAGGGGAGUGUUCCCUGUACUGUGGCUCUCCAGCAGUUGCAGAAUUACAUCUCCCAUCAUGCUCUGACAGCCCAAGGUGGGCGUUGUAGUUCUGUUGCCGCCGGAGGGCCACAGGUUGGAUAACACUGAUCUAGGGAGUAAUACUUAAAGGGGUACUCCACUGCCCCAGCGUUCGGAACAUUUUGUUACAAACGCUGGGUGCGAGCUGCCGGGGUUGUGCCAUCACGUCCCCUCAAUGUAAGUCUAUGGGAGGGGGGGCGUGGCAGCUGCCACGCCCCCCUCCCAUAGACUUGCAUUGAGUGGGCAUGGCAGCCGCCAUGCCCCCCUCCCAUAGACUUGCAUUGAGGGGGCAUGACCGUGACCUCACGACCCCCGCAGCUCAUACCCAGCGUUCGUAACAAAAUGUUCCGAACACUGGGGCAGUGGAGUACCCCUUUAACAUAUUAUCCUUUUAGUCUUAAAGAUCAGAAGGCUGAAGUGAAUGUAUAUGCUCCGUAUGGACAGCUCUGCAUGGUCGGCACCAAUAUGACCCUUGUUGCGAAACUAACCCCAAAGCUUGUGUUCUUGUGUGAAGAGCCAGGGAAACAAUGUGUGUGGUGCUCUGUCCGGUCCCUUAGUCCUUGGAACACAUUUUUGACUGCUCCAAGCAGACGUUUGAUUGUAAAAACUCAAUAAAUCUUAUUUAUGCUGCUCUUUUGAAAGACACCGACUUUGUAUAAU
Hyla sarda is the source of this 7122-nucleotide messenger RNA. RefSeq names its product ATP binding cassette subfamily A member 3 (gene ABCA3). Gene Ontology annotation, biological process: transmembrane transport; lipid transport. Gene Ontology annotation, molecular function: lipid carrier activity; ATP hydrolysis activity; ATP binding. Bases 369 to 5465 code for a protein of 1698 amino acids. The transcript has 31 exons. The record is from RefSeq and is a predicted model, not a curated record. Gene Ontology annotation, cellular component: membrane; intracellular membrane-bounded organelle. NCBI's taxonomy places the organism in Eukaryota, Metazoa, Chordata, Amphibia, Anura, Hylidae.